AGAAUAUGGUAAUGCAAAAUAGAAGGGAAGUUGGGAAUGAUGCAUAAGCUACCAAAUACUUGAAGGAUUUUUUUCUUCACUAAUUUUAGAUAUUUUUACAAAUACACAUUUUCUAAACAGAGAGAUAGAUAUGUAUGUGUGUUUACUUACUUGCCUAAUUACAGCACUAACUGAUGUAAUUUUCCAAAAGAUAGGAGAGUUGUCCUUAAGGAGAACUCAGAGCUUGUCAUGAACUAAGUGACUUUCCAUCCCUUACCUCUGGAGUGUUGCGUCAUUUGUCCAAUGUUAGUCUUAAAUCUAGGAAGAAUUAAGUCUUGUAGACUUUGUAAGUAAGGCUUUUCGAAUGUUUUGCUAAGGUUGUUCAAAAGCAGACCAGCUGAACUUUGACUGAAAAUCAUUACAAGUUGAUCAUUGCUUGGUGCUGAAAAAGAAAUGAGUUGAGAUGUAAAUCCAUUUCUGGUGGCUGGCUGUCAACAACAGAAAACUCCAAGCUGAAAAUCAGCAGUAACACAACAUCUUCUUUGAAGGCUUACGUUGUGGAUACUUCUUAUGGUUUUGCUUUUUCCGACAGAUGUUUCACUUUUUUUCCCAGUAAGAGCUCAGGACAUAAUCCCUGAAAUGUAUUGGAUUGCUUUGAAAGUAAAUGUUAAAGUGGGACCACAUAUAGUCUAUGAUCUUGUUUUGAACACUUAUCUUACCGACCUUUAUUUUCUCCUGCUGAGACUAGGAGCUGGAUAAUGGUGUAUUGCCUUGGUUUUUUUUUAAGUUUUUUUGUUUGGUUGGUUUGAUUUUGUUUUUAGAUCUGUGGCUCACCCACAUGUUCGUAUCGUUGUUCACUAGCAGUAAAACCUGCACUCAUGUGUAGGGUACUGAGGAAGACUGAAAGACCUGAGAACUGCUUGGCAUGGCCUGACAGCUUGUAUUCUUUUAAGUAGUGAUUGUGCCAGUAAACCAUGCUCAGAACAAACCCAAGAUUUGUGUGCUGAAGAGCUGAGCAAUGAAUAACAGGUGCCUGGGAGUCAGCAUAAGUACAGGGCACUUGUAGAGUGGUAUUUUGUGGCUGAUAGGAAUAGUGGUUCUGUGAUUUUCUGAACUAAAAAGCAUAUCUUCAUGCUUUAUUAACUUUUUAUUGCUGUGAAUUUCUCCCCCCCUCCCUUCCAUCCUGUGAUACGUGUUCAUGGAACAGAUGUAAAUAGUGUUUGUUUUUGAACUUGGUCUCUGCUGGUAUUGCUUGAUACCUCUACCAAUUAACUACCUUAUUCUUUGUUUGGGUUUUCUGAAGUCCAGUGGUCUGGGCAGAGGCCCAGGAUUAUUUCAAAUUUACAAGAAGGCAACAGUUUUCAAAUGGAAGGAGAAAUCUUCAGUGAAUAUGAUGGAAAACAUAAUCAGGGUUUUGAUCAGGAGGCCAUAAUGCUGAGAGCAGAAAAGAAAAUGACAAGGGAUGUAUGUUCUCACCAUAGAAUGUAGGAGCAGGAGAACUGCUGAGUGGUGGUGCCAUGGGUAUCUGAAUGCUAGGAAAUUUUUCUGUGAUCUCUUAGCUGCUCAUUAGUAGUGUAUGUCUCAUUGAGAGGCAGGGAGAUGGCUCUGUCUCCCUCUCCCCUUUCAGAACAUCUUUCUGUACCUCUUUCUGUACCUCUUCUCUGGCAUAUCUCUGACCCCUUACCAUUGCUGCAGCCCUUGCCCAUGAUAGUUUCAGUGGAAUACUAGAUCAGUUCAAAGGCAGUUUUUGUCUAAAAAUAUUGUACUGCUUUUUGGAUGGCUCUGCUGUAUAUCAUGCCUCUUUAUACCAUGGCCAGGCUUGCUGUGUUGAUAGUGCCUUGUGGCAAGAAGAAGUGUGCUCUGCUAACUUAGCUAUGUUAUGUUGACUGUACAACAACCAGGAAAGUCUCCUGGAAAUGAUCUUGUUGAAUACAGUGGUAACCUGUAUUCAAUUGGUCAGUUUUAUGGUCAUGUUGGUUUGGAAAUUUGUGCCACUGCCUUGAUUGUCUUCUGAUGCAAAAUGCUAAACUUAAACUGGUAUAUUUUAAUGAAUUUGCUGCAGUGGCUUUUUCUGGAACUAGAUAGAAAAGUUUUGGAACUUGUAACAGAAUACAUUGCAACUUUGAAUUGUAAAAGGGCCAAUGUCUUUAAAUUGAAAGAGAGUAGGUUUAACUUAGAUAUUAGGAAGUAGGUUUAAAUUAGAUAUUAGGAAGAAAUUCCUUGUUAUAAGGGUCGUGAGGCACUGAAACAGUUGUUCCAGAGAAGCUGUGGAUGACCCAUCCCUGGAAGCAUUCAGGGCCAGGAUGGGUCUUUGAAGAACCUGAUCUACUGGAUGGUGUCCCUUUCCAGGGCAAGAGCCGUCCUCAGAAGGUGUGUUUGUGUCCAUUCCUGCCCGUACAUCCGCUAAAGGUCUCCACCUGCUUGUAUAUAAUCCAGCAUCCAGCAGAGGAAAGUCGAGUGUUAAGGACAGUGCCUUUGCUAGCAGCUUGUCUCCCUCCAGACAAAUGUAAAAUUUUGGUUGGUCGACGUUUUAGUGAAGACAGGUAUCCUGAAUUAGCAACUGUGUGCAGGAAUCCCAAUACUCUAAUUUUAUAUCCUGGAGCUGAAGCAACCAAUUUGGAAGAAGUUGCAGUGAUGUCUCCUAGUUCAUCUGUUAUGAUCAUCAUUGAUGGAACAUGGAGCCAGGCUAAAGAUAUAUUUUACAAAAAUUCUCUCUUCCGUCUUCCCAAGCAGGUGCAGUUAAAAACCAAUCAUUCGAGUCAAUAUGUAAUUCGUACACAGCCAACAAACACCUGUCUGUCUACACUUGAAUGUGCAGCUGUUGCUCUUACUAUCAUGGAAAAGAAUAAGAGCAUACAAGAGACUAUACUCCAUCCACUUCAAGCUUUAUGCUCUUUCCAGCUUCAGCAUGGUGCCCAGAUCCAUCACAGCAAGGAACAUCUUCUCAAAAAUGGCUUAUAUGACAAGCCAAUGCCAAAGAAUAAACGCAAACUCAGAAGAAUGGAGCUUUUGGUGAAUAAUGUUAAAAUAUAAGAAAACUGUACUGACUGUGCAGUGGAAUUUAUUUGCAGCUCACAAAUGAAUAGGACUCUGGAUUUGAUCCAAAUGGUUGACUGUACUAUAAUAAAACAACUUUUAGGCCUUCAAAGGAAAGAGUUUAUCUACCAACAUGACAAACAGUAAUGGACAAGCUUUUUCAUUUUUGCAGUAGGCCAGGUGCCUUUUUUCAGGUGAUGGAAGAUCAUUCUCAUUUCCUGGAAAGAACAGAAAGAAAACUCUGAACAUAAUUUAGAGUUACGCUAUCACUUGAGUGUCAAAUACGAUCCUCAAUAUGACUGGAUAAAUUUAUUUUCGGGAGGCUUUUAUCAGUACAAAAAGACAAGAAAUAUGAAUAUGAAUGUGAUGGGACAGUAAGGCUUCAGCAUUUAGAAUUAUAUUGAAUUUCUGCUGAGCUUUUUAGCUUCAGUAUCUAAUUACAGUAGGCUUUCAAACUGUAAUUCCUUAUAUUACUUGGUUCAGAUGAACAUAAGGCAUGGUAUUUGGAUAGUUCUUUUUAACUUUGAGAUUUUUAUUUCUUAUAUUGUUAGAACUCCUUUUUGUAAAUUUACAUAUAUUUUACAAUGCAGUCAGGUUUUGUUUCUCUCAGACUUAAUUUUUAAAUUAAGCCUGCAUAUGUUUUUACCAGAAACUGAACAACUCCUAUUUAAAAAAAAAAAAAAAAGGCAAUGUAGAAAAAUGAUUUUUGGAAUUUUAACUCAGGUGCUUCACUCUUACUUGAGUAAAAACUAGUCUUCUGCAAAUGGGGAGAUCUUGUAGAUAUGAAUAUAUCAUACCCGUAUCUUGACAUGCAAUGGUUAUGCUACUAAAGGAAUUAAACAAGUCCAGUGUAAAUGGCUCUGUAAGAAGUAUGAUGCAAUGACAAAUGAUUAUGUCUGGUUACAGCCUACUAACAGGAUUACAGAUCUUAGAUUUCAUUUGUUCUUUAGGUUUUCACUUCUAAUGGUGAUAGAUAACUGUACCUCUUUCUAAUGGGAAUUGCUGGAAGCAGAAGAAUUGGGUAUUUUCACAAGUUUUCUGAAAUAAUAUUCUAUGAUCUGGAGGAAAAAACAGAGUGAAAUAAAGGGUCUGUUAUUCCUUUCUUCUUAUACAUAAAUGCCUCCUUCAUAUAACAGAUUAAAAUGCUUAAUGUUUGUCUUUACUGUCGGUCUCACUCUAGGUAACAACAUGGAGCUAAUUGGCUACUAAUUAACCUUAGAAAAAGAUGUUUUGUCUUUAAUUUAUGAGAUGCAAGGCAAGAAACUACAGAAUUGGGGGAUGUAAACACAACUAAUCAAUAUAUUAACUGAAAGCUUUUCUGCGAUUAACAGGAGAGGUCAAAAUUAGGUCAGACAUUAGCUAAGAAGUUUUAGUUAACCCUGAGCUAAUAGUGACCUUUUAUUUAGGCAUGGAUAAACAAUAUAAUUUGUCUGGAUAUGUUAGCAAAGUUUAUAUAACCUUUUUCUCUUCUCCCGGUCUAGAUAAAUCCGGUAUCUGUCGCUAUAUUCAGCAAAGCUGAAUUAGUUUUGACAAAUCUGAAGCAAACCAGUCUCAUAUGAUUAAUGAUAGUGUAGUUGCACUUUUGUUCACAUUGGAACAGAGAAAGGGCAUGUUUAUUCCUGUAACACACCAAUCUCCAGGCUAACUUGGAGUCUGAAGUUGCAAUCUCAUGCAAUUUGCUUGCGCAGCCUUGUGUGUGAUGCUGCCUCCAGUUCUGGGAUUGGCAUGACUCCUGCUGGGCUGAGAAUCUUCUUUCCCUGUGCUGUGGGAUGUGCUCAAUAACUCCUUAAGGAAACAAGGGUAUCAGUUAAGGUUUAUUGUUAAUGCCAUAUUUGCAUAUAUGGAUGAUGUUCACGUCUAAUGUUGUGUGUGUUAAUUUGAUUUACCUUAUUUUAGAUUCAUCUAGAACAGUAGUGUAUCUUUUGACCUACAUCGUGAAGAUUAUUUUCCUAAACAGAAGAUUAAAUGUGACUUUACAUAAUAUGUGAGUUUAUAUUAUAGAAAACAGAAAGAAAUUUGUAUUACAGCCUGGAAUUCAGAGCCAUCUGCAAAAUGCCUUAGAAUUACAGGAUCAGAGAAAUAGUUGUCUUAAUUGAGUUAUAAUCCUACAUUAAAUGCUCCCAUGUGUGCAGUCUGUGCAGAGUUUUCAUGUUUUUCACCAAAGGACAAAUUCUGCACAGCUUACAAUAUGCACUUUUUAGCUUUGUUGAUUCCUCUUGCUCUUUUAAUUUUGCUCCCGUGGAUAACAGGAUUUGUAGGAUCUCAUGCUGGAUGCAUGGAAGCCUUUAAUUGCUAAUUUCCUGUGUUGUACGAUACUAGAUCAAUCACUAUGCAGCAGUUGCUGAAGAAAUUAAAACCAAUUCAUUGCAAACCUCCAGGCAUUUUAUUUUUGGAGCUUUUUUUGUGUGUCCUGGCUCAGCUAUAAUAUAGUGAACAUUUAGAUGCAACAGAGCAGUCACAUGAAGUUCAGUUUUAGGUUUGUUUGAAGCUAUUAAACACAAAACACAAUACUUUUUAAAACUUUUUUUGGUGGAACUUUCAUGAUUUUAAAAAUGUGCACAGUAUAAGAGAAAGAGUUUAGAAAGUUUGUUUUCAGGUCUUUUGGAUUCAAAAUUUGCCUGUAAAUACAUUACCUCAAAGAAAUGAGUACUCUGAAGUCCAAACUCUUUUGACUAAGUUGUGUGUGAUGAACCAGCAUUCUCUGUAAGCAAUUCCAAUAGAAUGAAUUUAAUUUUCAGUUUUAUUUUUGCUGUUAUGGUAGAUCUGUUUCAUUUUUCACUUUCCGAAAGAUUAAUGAAUGAAACCCACCAGUCUAACAAGAUAUUGAUUAAAAAAGAAGGAAUGUGUUUGCUUCUAAUGUUUGGUCCUUUGUCCUUGUCCACUUUGUACUUCCAAAUAUUGCUACCAAGAUGAAAUCUGCCUUCUGUGUGCCCCAGUGUUGUGCUUUAGAAAACUGGUGACAUGGAUAUUAGGCUUUUGAACAGGUAUAUAUAUAUAUUUUUCAAAGGUGGGCGUUGUUAAGUUGCCAUAUUUCUAUAAUCUGUGAGACACAGUCUAAGAAAAAAUACAAAGCUAGAAAUCUUUUUAAGUAAGAACACACACCACAUCUCCUCUUUCAUUUAGAAAGCUUUCAUAUUAAGGAGGCGCUUAGGACAAACAUAAAUGUAUUUUUCUUCAACGUUUUACUUUCAUUGCCUCAUAACCCCAUAGUACCAAUAAAUUACUAUUUUAUUAGGGUUUUUUUGAGAUAAAAAACAACCUGACUUCAAAAAGGGGAAACAUUAUUUUAAGACUAAGGAAUUUUUUCUCAACUGCUACAUUAGAUAAAAAAUUGCUUAUGCUGCAUUAUUUUGUACAACUUCCCUGCUUGUUUUAAAAUAUAAUUAAAAACUGAACGGUUUAAAAGGGA
Pseudopipra pipra is the source of this 6424-nucleotide messenger RNA. RefSeq names its product DTW domain containing 2 (gene DTWD2). The record is from RefSeq and is a predicted model, not a curated record. Bases 2251 to 3012 code for a protein of 253 amino acids. The transcript is spliced from 6 exons. Lineage: Eukaryota; Metazoa; Chordata; Aves; Passeriformes; Pipridae.